GAAAGUCCCAAAUCCAGAACUAAUGGAACCAAGCUUCCAAGGUGCAAUCCAAGUGCAGCGGCCGAGCUGGGCGAUAUGGUACAGGAACAUGGCAGUGGGGAUUCCAGAUGUGAUAAUAGAGCAGAUAAGGGCAUCUCCAACGUUGUCGAUGGGGUGGCACGAAGAAGCACUGAAGAACGCCUGGAAGCAGAUUUUUCCUCUAACACCGACCAGCUCCAGAACAGGGCUCCUAAACUUGGACCAUCCAGCGUGGGGUCUCACUCCCAACCCGUGGUGGAAGUUCAUCACGGAUACUCCUCUGCUGUCUUGGGAGGAAGCGGAGAGAUUGAGCAAAUAUCUAAGGCCAUCAGUGGUGCCCCACUAUGACGAAUCAGGUUGGGUAAUUCAGGAGAGGAAGAUUGUAGACUCCAGGGGGAUGGCUUUAGCUCACAUGGGGAACCAUCCGUCCUUGAAGCUGAUCCAAGUUCUAGCACCCGUGCAGAAGUGCGACCUUCUCAUCUGUUGCAAUGAGGAGAUUCUCGGCAUCCUUCGAUACAUGAUGAUAUGGAAACCGGAAUGGACUACGUCCAAAGACCUGUUGAGGAGUCCGGGUUGGAGCAUGGUAGAUGCAGCUAUGAUGAAUCCUAGCUCAUCGGAAACUCCCCUAAGACAAUUCGUCAAGAUGAAUAUUCUGAUGUGGAAUUGCAGAGGGGCCUUAAAUCCUGAUUUCAAAAGGAGAAUUUUUGAGAUGGCCGUUAAUCAUCAGCCUUCUAUAAUGGUUAUUUCUGAGACUAGAAUUGGAGGUGAAAGGGCGGAGAGGAUCAUAGAGGGUCUUCCAUUUGAUGGGUUCAUAACUACUGAUACCAUAGGGUAUGCUGGCGGUCUAUGGGUUUUAUGGAAGAAAGUUGAUGCGGAGGUGACAAUGCUAGCUUCCACGGAGCAGGAAAUACAUGCUACUGUUAAGAUCCCUCCUACGAAGCUUCCAUCAGGUCAGCGUAAGUCACACAUUCAGAGAAGCGAAUAGAUGUGCGGAUGCCUUGGCAAGAAGAGGGUGUUCUCUCCAGGAAGAUUUUGUAAUUUUUGAUUGUCCGCCAUUUGUAGAAAUUGAAUCCUAUGUAACUACAGAUGCUAAUGGCAUGUAUUAUGGUAGACUUACUACCGCUACUCUGGCCACUGUGGCUCCUUAGUUCUUGUUAAUGUAUUUU
Messenger RNA from Quercus lobata, 1184 nucleotides. RefSeq lists its product as uncharacterized. The transcript has 2 exons. The record is from RefSeq and is a predicted model, not a curated record. The coding region runs from base 23 to 1003 and encodes 326 amino acids. Lineage: Eukaryota; Viridiplantae; Streptophyta; Magnoliopsida; Fagales; Fagaceae.